AUGCGACCUCUCAUCGGAGGAGAGAUGAAACCCAAAUACUGGUCGGCCAUAAUCGUACUCUCACGAGAUAGCGUGUGCGUGUGCGCAAGUGUUUGCCAAGCUCGACAUGAGCAGACGAUUUGCAAUUCUAGCCUCCGUCUCACGUCAGUACAUGUGUCCGUCUCUGUCUCAAACGCCUCCUCCUGCAGCCUCCUCCUGCAGCCUCCUCCUGCACGUCAACAGCACGACCUGCAGCAGACUGGACUCAUUGUACCGUGGAAAGGGAGAGAUGGAUAG
Molecule: messenger RNA, 276 nt
Organism: Colletotrichum higginsianum IMI 349063
Lineage: Eukaryota; Fungi; Ascomycota; Sordariomycetes; Glomerellales; Glomerellaceae
Exons: 2
Coding region: 1-276 (91 amino acids)
Source: RefSeq, a predicted model, not a curated record